CUCUCUCUUUCUCUCUAGAUGGGAUGGGUCGAGUCCUGGCUCAGGACGUUUAUGCCAAAGACAACCUGCCCCCGUUCCCCGCCUCUGUCAAGGAUGGUUAUGCUGUAAGAGCGGCUGACGGUCCAGGCGACCGUUUCAUCAUCGGAGAGUCCCAGGCUGGAGAACAGCCCACCCACACAGUGAUGCCAGGCCAGGUGAUGAGGGUGACGACGGGGGCUCCUAUCCCCUGUGGGGCAGAUGCUGUGGUGCAGGUGGAGGACACAGAGCUGCUCCGCGAGUCUGAGGACGGCACCGAGGAGCUGGAGGUGCGAAUCCUCGUCCAGGCCCGCCCAGGACAAGACAUCAGGCCCAUAGGUCAUGACAUCAAGCGUGGGGAAUGUGUCCUGUCCAAGGGAACUCACAUGGGCCCCUCUGAGAUUGGCUUGCUGGCCACCGUAGGGGUCACCGAGGUGGAGGUGCAGAAGUUCCCCGUGGUGGCUGUCAUGUCCACAGGCAACGAGCUGUUGAACCCAGAGGACGACCUCCAUCCAGGGAAGAUCAGGGAUAGUAACCGCUCCACACUGCUCGCUACCAUCCAGGAGCACGGAUAUCCCACCAUCAACCUGGGCAUCGUGGGAGACAACCCAGACGAUCUCCUGAACGCCCUGAACGAGGGCAUCAGCCGUGCUGACGUCAUCAUCACCUCUGGAGGGGUGUCUAUGGGAGAGAAGGACUAUCUGAAACAGGUGCUGGAUAUUGAUCUGCAUGCUCAGAUCCACUUUGGACGAGUCUUCAUGAAACCAGGUCUCCCGACAACAUUCGCCACGUUGGACAUGGACGGUGCUCGCAAACUCAUCUUUGCCCUCCCAGGUAGUAAUCCCGUGUCUGCUGUGGUGACAUGUAACCUCUUUGUUAUCCCCGCCUUAAGGAAGAUGCAGGGGAUCCUGGACCCACGGCCCACCAUCAUCAAAGCCAGGUUGUCAUGUGACGUAAAGUUGGAUCCUCGCCCUGAGUACCACCGCUGCAUUCUGACAUGGCACCACCAGGAGCCUCUGCCAUGGGCCCAGAGCACAGGUAACCAGGUGAGCAGCAGGCUGAUGAGCAUGCGCAGCGCCAACGGUCUCCUGAUGCUACCUCCAAAAACAGAGCAAUAUGUGGAGCUGCACAAGGGAGAGGUGGUCGACGUCAUGGUCAUCGGCCGGCUAUGAUGUCAUCAAAGGGGGACGUUGAGAUGGCUUCAUAGAGAGAGAGGGUUCAAAUGGGUGUUUCACGGUGCAUGUCCACAUAUCAUUGACUAUUCUGUAAUAUGCAACGGCACAGCUAGUUUUUAUUGAUUUGGAUAACGUUGAGGUAUAGUCAACAUCUCGAUCACAAACCUAGGUACAUAUGAUACAAAAAAAUAUAAUUACUUUAAAAAGAUUAUAAUAGUAUUUCAGACAAAGAAAAAUAUAACUUUUAAAGAAAAAAAUCUAAUUAUCAAAAGAGAUUUAUUCUGUAAUAUAUUAUUAUGAUUAUUCCGUAUUAUUGUUAUCAUUAUUCUUCUUAUUAUCAUUAUUAUAUUAUAAGUCAACUUUAUUCCUUUCAUUGCAAUUGCUUUGUGUGUUCAAUGCUAGAUCUUAUCGAUAUCGGUAGCAUUUUAAUAGAGCUGUAGGUGCCUGCCAGGACAAAAAAAGAAAUAUAUAUAUAUAUAUAUUAUUUUCUCAUCUUUAGUGGGGGGAAACUUUUUCUUUUUUUAAAAUAUAAAGAAAAACAAUGAGGAAGACUCCAGAUUUCCCACGGUGCUCGGCUAAGAGGAAGGAGGGAGGGCAUAAUCUAGGUCUACUUCCUCUGUGGUGUGACGCUUUAACGGUGACGCCACACACUUCUAUUUUUCUCUCGUUAGUAUGCAUCAUAAUGGCUUCACAAAGAGCUUUGCUUGUUGUUUAUCUUGUGAGUCUUGUUUAUGUGCGCAGUGCCAAAUGCCUGGGCAGGGACGAUGGGAGGGAGGGGGGGCGGACAGUCACCCACCAACCUGCCCAGACCCUGAAGCUUCCUUAUUUAUCAUCUGACCAGGUGCAACUCUGCGCCAGACCCCCUGGGGGCGUGGUCACCCGUGAAAAACAAAACCUUUUAUUUGAUCGACUAAGAGUAAGGGGGGGGAAAAAACAUGAAAUAAAAGAAACAGCUUCUUUAAGUGCUGACAGCCUUUUUAACUGACUUCACAAAAAAAUGUACAGAUUAAAAAAAUGCGAAGAAGAUGAACCAUAUUGUACAGAUAUAUGUGACCAGCACUCCUAAUGAAAUUAUUAUUAUUAAGCAAUGAAGAGACAUUGAACAACGCUGUACUAUAAUACAUUUUCUGUAAUGAUAUGAAACUGAUGAAAGAGACUACGAUAAUAAAAAUCCUUGAUCAUUAUGUAAAAAAAGAAAAUUACAAAAAUUGUUGGGUUUCCUUUUUUCAAUAAAACCUAUUCAAAGAAAAAAAAAGUGU
Messenger RNA from Salvelinus fontinalis (brook trout), 2449 nucleotides. Its product is annotated as gephyrin-like. The transcript is spliced from 12 exons. Lineage: Eukaryota; Metazoa; Chordata; Actinopteri; Salmoniformes; Salmonidae. The record is from RefSeq and is a predicted model, not a curated record. The coding region runs from base 24 to 1187 and encodes 387 amino acids. Gene Ontology annotation, cellular component: dendrite; postsynaptic specialization; postsynaptic membrane. Gene Ontology annotation, molecular function: molybdopterin molybdotransferase activity. Gene Ontology annotation, biological process: gamma-aminobutyric acid receptor clustering; glycine receptor clustering; establishment of synaptic specificity at neuromuscular junction.